AUGUCGGACGAAGAUGGCGACCCCGACUGGCUUACUGCCUUCAAGGCACCAAGUACUGCACCGGUGAUGCUUUCUUCUGAUUCCGAUUGUUCUCGUGGAAAUAGCCCUACAAGAACUGCUCCAUCUAAUCAAGAAGAAAAGGCUCCGAGGAAGAAGUUGAUGCUCUCAUCUGAUUCGGAAGCUUCUCCUGGAAACAGCCCUUCAAGGGCUGGUGACGCUGAUGAAGAAGAGGACUCACUUGCCAAUACCAGGAAAAAAGAUGGUCUGCAAUCUAAGGGUAAAAAAACAAAGGUUUCUGUAAGAAAAGUUCCUGCGAAAAGAGACGAUACCUUGGAACAACCCGAAGAUGAAGCUAACGAGGAAAAGAUGCAGGACAAGCUUGUGGAUAAUUCUGUCUCCCAGAGGUUGCCAUUGACCAUUGCUGAUAAAGUUCAACGUUCAAAGGCAUUGGUUGAAUGUGAUGGUGACUCGAUAGACUUGAGCGGAGAUAUUGGAGCUGUUGGCAGGAUAGUAAUUUCAAAUGGUCCGACUGGAAAUCAUGAUUUGUUACUGGACCUGAAAGGAACUGUGUACAAAUCAACUAUAGUGCCAUCCAGGACAUUUUGUGUUGUCAGCGUGGGACAAACAGAAGCAAAGAUUGAGGCUAUCAUGAAUGACUUCAUUCAGUUGGAACCUCACUCCAAUUUAUUUGAAUCAGAGACUAUGAUGGAAGGUACCCUUGAUGGAUUCACAUUUGAUUCAGAUGGAGAGGGCGAUAGGCUUCAUGAACUUAACGCUUCUCAGAAUUAUCCAAACAAUGAGAGUGAAGAUCAACCUAAGGGGAAAACCAAAAGGAAAGCAGCCGUGAAGCCAGCGGCUAAGGGACAGAAGAAGGCAAAGGUUGCUAAGAAGGGAACAAGGAAAACCCAAACAACAAAGAGAGCGAAGAAGGCAAAGAAAUAG
Messenger RNA from Triticum turgidum subsp. durum (durum wheat), 942 nucleotides. Lineage: Eukaryota; Viridiplantae; Streptophyta; Magnoliopsida; Poales; Poaceae. The record is from the annotation of a GenBank genome assembly.